UAUAAAGACAAAGCUUCCGAAACAGUAUUGACAGUGAUAAAAUGGCGCUCUGUAGAAUUGUAUUUGUGCUUGUUUUAUUUGGUUUGGUAUCGGCCAAACUUAAACAAUACGAUGGUUUCACACUAUACGAAGUUGUAGUAGAAAACACAGAACAGGAGAUGGUGUUUAAUAAACUGGAAAGUGAGUUAAAUUUGGAUGUGUGGUCUCGUGCAACGCCAGAACAAUCGGGGCGGAUUCUUGUAUCAAAAAGUGAAAAGACUGAAUUUGAAAAUGAACUUUCCACAGCUGGAAUAAAACACACAAUUGUAGUGGAAAACAUGGAAGAACUUAUCGAGCUAGAACGAAAACAAUUGUCAGAAGCUGACGAAAUGAGUGCUGGCAUAAAUAUGUAUGGUAUUGCUAUAGAUACGAUGCAUACGUACGAUCAGGUUAACUCUUUUCUUGAACAAUUGGCGAAUAACUACACAUCUGUCAAUUUACUCAGCCAAGGAACGACUUUUGAAGGCAGACCAAUUAAUUAUAUCAGAAUAUCGUCAUCAAAUUUCACGGACUAUAAUAAGCCAGUUGUUUUCAUACAAUCUCUAAUACAAGCCCGAGAAUGGAUCUCAUUGCCGGUUGCAUUGCAUGCAAUAAAUAAAUUAGUUACAAAUAUCACUGACAGUGACCUCGUCAACACCAUUGAUUGGAUCAUCUUACCAAUAGCCAACCCUGAUGGAUAUCAUUACAGUUCGACAAUUUCAAGGCUGUGGACUAAAAAUCGACGUGCCGUUGGUAGUGAAUGUGUUGGCGUUAACAUCAACCGUAACUUUGAUAUCAAUUUCGGUGCCCAUUCCAGCAGCAAUAUUUGUUCGGACAAUUACCAUGGGCCCGAUACUGAGUCCGAAAUAGAAACACGCUCGAUACGUGAUAUUUUGAUUUUACACCAAGGCCGCAUAAAACUGUUCUUAAAUUUACAAAGUUUCGGCAGUCACAUUUUGUAUGGAUUUGGCACUGGCGGAUUACCAGGUAACGCGUUAAUACUCAAUUUUCUUGGCGUCCAAAUGACCAGUAUUAUCAAUGCAUUCAACAGUUCCAAGGAUAAUGAUUAUACAGUUGGCAAUAUAGCUGCCGUUGUAGCAGCGGAAUCUGGUAACGUUAUGGACUACGCGACACUUGUACGAAAUGUACCAUAUUCUUAUACAAUCAAACUGCCGAGUUACGGAAAUUCCGGAAGUGUUAGUGAUAAUGGUUAUAUAGUAGAUCCGAGCUAUUUCACCCAAGCUGCUGAGGAAACUUGGGAGGCGAUUAAAUACUGCGCUAGAUUUGUGCGCGACAACCCAUUUUAAAAUAUGUAUUUUUAAAAUAAAUUAUUUCAAUAAUUCAA
Molecule: messenger RNA, 1363 nt
Organism: Galleria mellonella (greater wax moth)
Lineage: Eukaryota; Metazoa; Arthropoda; Insecta; Lepidoptera; Pyralidae
Product: carboxypeptidase B-like
Exons: 6
Coding region: 42-1325 (427 amino acids)
Biological process (GO): proteolysis
Molecular function (GO): metallocarboxypeptidase activity; zinc ion binding
Source: RefSeq, a predicted model, not a curated record